AUGUCUUCUACAACCACCAGUGCCACCUUGCCUAGUGGCAUGAGAGUCUUGGCUUCUUUCCCUGAUAUUCUCAUCAUUCCUGAAUUUGUUUUUGGUGGCCUUGUUUGGAUCCUGGUGGCUUCUACUAGAGUGGCUGAACCCAUGAGUCAAGGCUGGGUGAUGUUCGUCUCCGUGUUUUGCUUCGUGAUUUCAACCUUGCUUUUGUUCCUGUAUAUGUGUGGUGCUCACUGUGGAAAAUCUGCCUGGGUUACUCUGGAUGCAUUCUACCAUGUCAUCGCUUCCAUAUUUUACUUGAGUGCAGCCGUUUUGCAAGCCUAUGUGACCUAUCUCAUGAAGACCGGUGGAACAUACAAAAACUACCAGAUAGAUAUUGCAGCAGUGGUUUUCGCCUUUGCCGUUACACUGACCUAUGUCAUCCAUAUGGUAUUCUCGCUAAUAAGAUGGAAAGCCUCUUAAAAAUCCUGAACGUUCUUUUUAAAAUGGAUUUUGCAGGCAUAUUUGGUCUGUUAC
This is a messenger RNA of Varanus komodoensis (Komodo dragon), 510 nucleotides long. RefSeq names its product mal, T cell differentiation protein (gene MAL). Gene Ontology annotation, molecular function: structural constituent of myelin sheath. Gene Ontology annotation, cellular component: membrane. The transcript is spliced from 4 exons. Gene Ontology annotation, biological process: myelination. NCBI's taxonomy places the organism in Eukaryota, Metazoa, Chordata, Lepidosauria, Squamata, Varanidae. The record is from RefSeq and is a predicted model, not a curated record. The coding region runs from base 1 to 456 and encodes 151 amino acids.